UACUGAAAUUCAUGUUUGAAUUGAAAUUGGAAAUAAGAAUGUUUAGCCGUAGCAUUCUGUAUUUCGGAGAUGAUUAAUUAACUGCAGUCUGCACCUUAAUAACAAGUAUAAACGUUGUUUUGGUGCGUAACCAGGUAUUUUCCGAUUGAAACUCAAAAUUCAAUUUUUCGCUAAUUAUGCCGGAGAUUGGAAACAGGAUGGCGACGCCAGUGCUCCAUUGCUGCAUUAUAUUUCUGCUCUUGCCUUUGGCUCUCAUCGUUGUAAAAAUCCAAUCUUUUUCCCCUUAUGAUUUGGGGUUUCCAAGUGUUAGUCCCAGAUUUCUCUCAAGUCUAUCUGGAGUCACUGAUGUGUCUUAGUUGUUGAUAAAACUAAAAUCAAAAUUAUGCAAGAUCAAUGUUCCAAUCCCAGCAAAAAAGCUUAGGUAAUUUCUUUCUAUUUUAAGUCUUAAUAGACAGACUACUUUAUAUUAUAUGGGGACAAUGCUAGUUUGUGUCUGUGUGUGCAUUUUAUAAAAAAUUGUCCUUAAAUUAUCUACAUUGUUCGAGCUCGAGGCAGUGGUGCACGUGCACCCACUGCUAUAUGGUGGUUCCGAUACCAAGAUGCUUGUAUGCUAAUUUCAAAUAUGGUGGGGCAGUUUAUGCAUUUUCAAUUUGUAUUGGUAGUUUUGUUUUCUUCUCAGGAAACUGUGAGAUAGCUAUGAGAUGUUAGAGGCUGAUCUAGUAUAUGAAAGUAGCACCACUUAAUAUAUAAUGUGUUUUAUAAAAAUUGUCUUUGGAUUAUCUAUAUUAUUGGAGCUCGAGGUAGUGGUGCACGUGCACCUACUGCUUAUAUACUGGUUCCACAACCGAGACGUUUGUAUGUUCAUUUCAAAUUUCGUGUAGCAGUUUAUGCAUUUUCAAUUUAUUACUUCAAACACUUUAGUUACUUGGCCAUGUAUCUUCCUUUGUGAAACAAAUGUGGAAACAGCCAACCAUCUAUUGUUACAUUGUGAAUGUGAAUGGUCUGAUGAGAUGUCAAUGUCUAGUCUUCUCGUUGAAUUCGAUAUUGAUUAGUGUUGGAUGAGAUGGUUAUAUGAAUUACAAUCAAAAUUUGCUAGAUUGAUAUCAUUCGUUUAUGGAGUUUGUUUCAAUAAUUAUCACGCUUUCCUUUAUCAUUGACACAGAGUUUCAUUUUAUGGCUUUGCCCUGCGCAUGCUGGCUUUGGAUGCCUAAUUCUUUUCCUGCCGGGUUAUCUUUUGCUUUGAAAAUUGAAACAGAAUAAUUUAUUGUAAAGCUGAAAGCAAUUAUUGAGGAAAAUUUUCUCGAUCUGUUGGUUUUCUUGACAGUAGACUGUAGGACGUUGAAGGCGGAUCUAUUAUACAAAGGAUAGUGGGUGCUAAACAUUUUCUUUAAAUCAUUACACACAUAUAUGUUGUUUGAACCUAAGGCAGUGCUGCGUGCACACAUUCCUUAUAUUGUGGCUCUACUUCUGAGACAUUAAUAUAUUAAUUUCAAUUGUGGUAUGGUAAUUUAUGCAUUUUCAACUUGUUACUUUAACACAUUUGUUGCUUGGUCGUGUAUAUUUAAUGUUUAGAUUUUAGAUUAGCAGCAUGUAUAAUAAUGAGAUGUCAAUGUCUCGUCUUCUAGUUGAAUCUAAUAUUGGUUACAGUUCAAUGAUAGGUUAUUUGAAUUGUAACCAAAUUUGCUAGAAUGAUAUAAUUCUUUUUAUGAAACUUCGUUUCAAUAAUUGCACUUAUUGUUAAUGUAGACACACCGUUUCCUUUUUUGGAAAUAUAAGGGUGAAUUUUUCCCUUGGUCCAUAGUAAGACUGGUAGCAACAUUUCUGCUUUGCUGAAAUGUAAGCCUAAUGAACAGCACAUUCUUGGUAAUUGUUUUUCUAGUUAUUCAAAUUUGCAAGGAUUUGAACUAACAAUACUUGUCUACAUUCGAGUGUUUCUUUACUAUGAAAUCCCAUUUGUGAAGAGGGGCUUGGAGAUGCUGAAGAUUAAACAGCAUAUCAACUUGGGACAAAGGAAUUUUACUUCUAAAGCAAUGCUGACAUGUCGGCCAUUGGUGAUCUUGAAGAUAAGAUUCAUGCAAAAGAAACGUUAAAGCAGCGAAUCAGACAAAAAGAACAGUGUACCACCACCGACAACAUCAAUAUAUAUAGUUUAGUUCGGAUUCCUCGAUGCUGCACUUCUUUGUGGCUUUUGCAUUGAAGUUUGAAUCCACAGACAUCUUCGCUCUUAAAGGACGUGAGGAGUCUCAUUGUAAGGCUUUCCUGAAGCCUCGACAGAUCUUGGCAAUUUUGGGAAGUAGCAAGCAACAAAUAUUAUCUCGACAAUGCAUAAAUUUUUUACGAGUCCAACAAAAACGGCCUGCAUCGUUCUGGCUAUCCUAGUUCUUUUCCUAUACACUUUAAGCCCCGCUGAUGACACGUCAAUGGUCUUCAUGGGCUGCGUUUUUGUGCAUGUAAUCAUGAUAAUAGCAUUUGCUAUGAUAUAUGAAAUUUGUUCAACACGCCAAGCUCGAGGCAGAACAGGUAGCACAUCCGUUAACCACUUGAUUGGUUGCGAUACACUCCAUCAGUAUGUGCCUUCAUCAGAAGCUUUUCCGACCAGAAGAAGAUUGCAAGAGCUGAGGCUCCAAGUUGCUCUUCUAGACCGUGAACUUGUUGAGUUUGAAAACUUAACCUUAAGUGAGUUGCCUUCUGCUAGUGUUUUUGGAAUUCCUUCCAUGAAUGAAGAAGAGAUAAAUGCCUUACCUGUUCACAAUUACAAAGGCAUUGGUCUAGAGAGUGAGGAUGCACCACUGGAACAAGGUUCAUUUUCUGCAGCCUCAGCUAAGGGAUAUUGGAGGAUAGGUAUAACAGAGGAGGAUCCCUCAUGUGACGAAUCGACAUGUAAUAUUUGUUUCGAGCAAGUUAUAAAGGGAGACCUUGUUCGUAGCUUGCCAUGUUUACAUCAGUUUCAUAGCAGAUGCAUUAACCCGUGGCUCGCAGUGAAUGCUUCAUGUCCAAUCUGUAAAAUUAUGCUGGGGUCAGGAGCGCAACAAAGCAUCGAGAUUCAAGAGUGAGAUUAGUGAUGAUGAAAUGGUCUGAGCACUAGAAAAACUUUAAGAUAUGUUUGAAUUCUAUUUCCAGUCUGCUUUUGAGAAUAAAAGAAUUCUUACAAGAAUUCUCACUGCAGUUUUAAUAACUUGUUGCAGCAGUAUGUAAAUAAUAGAUAGAAGACUCUACUAUGUGUUGCACUUUUCUCUUCGUUUCUAAGUUCUGUGACCCUGAGGGUUCUGUUACUGUGAAAUGCAUGUUAAAACUUGUCUUA
Nicotiana tabacum (common tobacco) is the source of this 3301-nucleotide messenger RNA. RefSeq names its product E3 ubiquitin-protein ligase SDIR1-like. The record is from RefSeq and is a predicted model, not a curated record. Gene Ontology annotation, biological process: ubiquitin-dependent protein catabolic process; protein ubiquitination. Lineage: Eukaryota; Viridiplantae; Streptophyta; Magnoliopsida; Solanales; Solanaceae. Gene Ontology annotation, molecular function: ubiquitin protein ligase activity.